This is a messenger RNA of Chlorella variabilis, 1035 nucleotides long. RefSeq lists its product as hypothetical. Bases 13 to 1035 code for a protein of 340 amino acids. NCBI's taxonomy places the organism in Eukaryota, Viridiplantae, Chlorophyta, Trebouxiophyceae, Chlorellales, Chlorellaceae. Gene Ontology annotation, cellular component: SAM complex. The transcript has 4 exons. The record is from RefSeq and is a predicted model, not a curated record.
CAAUCGGCAAUCAUGACUGACACUGCGGAAAGUUGCUCCGUUGUCUUGUACAAGUCGCCUCCUGCUUGGGGCCUUCCGUCUCUCUCGGUGGCCUGCACGCAAGUGGAGGCCUACCUGCGGCUCGGCGGCAUCCGAUUUGCGGUGCAGGAAUGCAUCACGCCCAGUGCCAGCCCGACCGGGCAGGUGCCUGCGCUGGACACAAGCGCGGACCUGGUGGGAACGGAUGCAUCAGCAGCAUCAGCACCGCCGCUCGCCGAGUUUGGCGCGGCACGCACCAUGGUGGAGUACUUGAAGGCGAAGGUGGUGGACCUGGACCGGGGGCUGACGGUGUCGCAGCGGGCAGAGGCGGCAGCCUUUGCAGCGCUGGUGGAAGCCAAGUUGCAGCCCGCCAUCGCUUUCACGACGUGGUGCGAGGCGGAGGCUUUUGCACGUCACACGCGGAGCGCCUACAGCAGCGGCAUGCCCUUCCCCCUCUCCUUCUUCAUCCCGCGCUCGCAGCGCAAGGCAGUGCUGCAUCACUUUGCGGGAACCAGCAGCAGCGAGGUGUACCAGGCAGCGGCAGAUGCACUGGAUGCGCUGGCGGUACGGCUGGGCAGCAGCGCAGGCCCCAGCAGCAGUGCCACCGACUUCUUCUUUGGUUCGCAGCCCACCAGCCUGGAUGCGCUGCUGUAUAGCUGCCUGGCCUACCUGCACGCCGCCCCCGUUGUGCACCCGCAGCUUCAGCGAAAGCUGAUGGGCCACCGUGUGUUGAGCGCCUAUGUGGAUCGCCUCUCGCUGCUGGCCUUUGCCACCAGCGUGCCUGCGGCUGCAGACGCGCACCUCGACUGGAGUGCCUGGGGCGGCACACAUGCAGCGGAUGACAAGUUUUCCAAGGCGAGGACAGAGAAGGAAAACGAGCUGGCGCGUAAGGGGCGGCGCUGGCUCGUUUGUGCGGGCGCCGCCAUCGCAGCCUACAUUUUCCUCAGCGGGCAGUACAUUCAGCUGGGUCUGCUGUCAGGCUACGAAUACGAGGAGGAGGAGGACAACGACGAGUGA